This is a messenger RNA of Amyelois transitella, 744 nucleotides long. RefSeq lists its product as uncharacterized. The coding region runs from base 1 to 744 and encodes 247 amino acids. The record is from RefSeq and is a predicted model, not a curated record. The transcript has a single exon. Lineage: Eukaryota; Metazoa; Arthropoda; Insecta; Lepidoptera; Pyralidae.
AUGAUAGACAUGCUCAGCAGUGCAAGUGUCGGUUGUCACAUAGAUGACGUAUGCGUCAAUAACAUCAGUUACGCGGACGACGUGGCGCUGCUGAGUGCGUCUGUCUGUGUGCUGCGAAAGUUGGUCGCAACUUGCGAAGCGUAUGCCCUCUCACAUGGCUUGAUAUACAAUGUUAAAAAGAGUCAAGUCAUGGUCUUUGGGGACGGGAGAAAACAAUAUGACAACAUUCCACCAGUACUUCUCAAUAGCACUGAACUACAGAGAGUUUAUAAAUUCAAAUAUCUAGGUCAUAUGUUGACUCCCGACCUCAGGGAUGAUGAAGACAUUCAGAGGGAGCGGAGGGCGUUGUCAGUCAGAGCGAACAUGCUUGCCCGCAGAUUUGCGCGCUGCACGAGGGAAGUCAAAGUUACCCUGUUUAAAGCUUACUGCUCUUCUUUUUAUACGUGUGCACUGUGGGCAAGAUAUAUUCAAAAAUCUUACAACGCCCUUCGUGUUCAAUACAACAAUGCGUUCAGGAUGCUGAUGGGGCUGCCUCGCUUCUGUAGCGCAUCAGGGAUGUUCGCAGAUGCACGUCUAGACUGCUUUUACGCAAUUAUGAGGAAGAGAUGUGCGUCCUUGGUGCGCAGGGUGCGGGAGAGCAACAACAGCAUCCUGCGCAUGGUGGCGAGCAGGCUGGAUGGCCCAUUUGUCAACCAUUGCUGCACUAUUGCCGGGGGGAUGGUGCAGAAAUGGGCUGAACAAUAA